AUGUCGUUGCAAACGCAAAUGCAUUGCGGAGUUCUCGUUCACUUUGUAAUUUGUGUAUGUUUGGCGGGCGUUGCUAGUGCUGCAAAAUGUGUUCCUGAAAAGUGUGGCUCGGUGAAUGUGAGUUACCCUUUCUGGAUUAAGAAUUCUCAUUGUGGAUACCCUGGUUUCCAGGUGAUAUGCAAGGAGAAUUCUACUGGAAUGCUCACUCGAUAUCUUUCUGCCUAUGUCGCUAAUAAUACUCACAGAACUUUAACAAAAUCUUAUUAUAAAAUUAGGGAGAUCAAUUAUACCGGGCAGAUGGUGAUCAGUUCGAGACCUCUGAAAGCCGCUUCGUGUCUGGGAAGGCAAGAGGGAGACGGAUUCGUUUUGUUUCACCUGCCUUCGGAUGGGCCUUUCACUAUUUCCAUGACCAAUAGAUUUGUAGUUGUUGGUUGCAACACAUCUGGUAGUUACGCAUAUGAUAACUUGGGGGGAGAAGCGAGAUGUGUGGCAGGAUGUAUCUUUCAAAAUGACCCGCCAUACUGCAGUUACGGCUGUUGUGAAAUUACACUUCAAGAUAAUUAUAAGUGGUUAAAUUUCACGGGUGGAGGUUUGGUUCACUUAAAAGAUGAGAAGAAAUGUGGCUUCUCCACCAUAUUAGACCCGUCUACUUUCACAAUAGGGGAUGAUAGAGAGGACCUCUACUGGGGACACGUAAAGAAGGCUUAUUAUGGUCUCCGCCUUAAUUGGGGUAUCGGCCUUGAGAAUUGCUCCAUGGCUAAAACAACAGUCAAUUAUUCUUGCUCCUCCAAUGCAGAAUGCAUCGACUCUCCGUCAAGGAAGGGGUACGUAUGCAAAUGUCUCCCUGGAUACGAAGGAAAUGGUUACACGAAUGGCACUGAUUGCACAGACAUUGACGAAUGCAGUAAUAAAAGCUUGAAUGAGUGCAUGGAACCAUCGAAGGGAGGUGUAUGCCAUAAUUUGGCAGGUUCUUACAAUUGUUCAUGUGCAAAGGGUUACAGUGGCGAUGGUUUUAAAAACGGGUCAACUUGUGAUGCAGAAAGCUCAAAGAAAACGGCCAUGUUUGCAGCUAUAGGCUCUGUUUCUGCAUUCGUUGGAGUUUCUUUAGGAGCGUGUGGAAUAGUCUGGUUGCUGAGAAUGCGUUACCAGAAACAGGCUAGAGAUGAGUACUUCCGGCGCAAUGGAGGCGUUUUGCUAGAGAGAAUCCUAGCAGAAAGGGGAAAACAAAUGGAGGGCAAAAUCUUCAGGAUAUUUUCUGAAGAUGAACUCAAAAGUGCCUUCCGAGAUUAUUCAGAUGAUAUGAAACUUGGUACCGGUGGUUCAAGCACUGUAUACAAAGGCAUCCUUUCAAAUGGUACACCCGUGGCCAUUAAAAAGUUCAAGGACUUUCCCAUCGGUGUAGAAAGUGAGGAAGCCAUGAAGCAGUUUAUCAAUGAAAUUGUGAUUCUCUCUGGUCUUAAUCACAAAAACGUGGUGAGCUUGGUUGGUUGUUGCUUGCAAACACAAUCUCCUCUUCUAGUAUACGAAUUUGUUGACGGGAGAACAAUUUCUCAUCAGCUACGUUCCAAUCAUUUGUCUUGGCAAAGUCGCCUGCAGAUUGCAACAGGUAGUACAGAUGCCUUGGCAUAUCUCCAUUCAGAGUUAGAUCGCCCCAUUAUUCACAGGGACGUGAAAUCAACUAAUAUUCUUCUGGCUAAUAUUUUUGUGGACAAUACCCUGGCUCCAAAAAUUGCAGAUUUUGGGAUAUCUCGGCUACUAUGUGGAAAUGAUACCCAUCUAACCACCAACAUAAUGGGCACCUGUGGCUACAUGGAUCCUGAAUAUUACGACACAGGCACGCUUAGUGAGAAAAGUGAUGUCUACAGCUUCGGUGUAUUUCUCGCGGAGCUUCUUACAGGUCGAGAACCCCUGUCUCCUGGAAAACCAGCGCAGGAAAUCGUCUUGUCUAAGUUUUUUCUUUCCAAAUGUAAGGAAAACUGCUUAACUGAGAUUUUUGAUCCAAAGGUGAGGAACGAAGAGAUCCUCGAUCAGAUGAUUGAUGUGGCAAGUCUAGCUAAAGAGUGUCUUUGUGUGGAAGGAAAGGGAAGACCGUCCAUGAGAGAGGUGAAGAUAAAGCUUGAGGAGAUUGGAGGUUCCACAACACUUACCACAUCAACUUCAUGUUCAGACGUCCUCAGCUACCAAAUUUCAAGUUAG
Messenger RNA from Cryptomeria japonica (Japanese cedar), 2196 nucleotides. Its product is annotated as wall-associated receptor kinase 1-like. The record is from RefSeq and is a predicted model, not a curated record. Gene Ontology annotation, biological process: cell surface receptor signaling pathway; protein phosphorylation. The coding region runs from base 1 to 2196 and encodes 731 amino acids. Gene Ontology annotation, cellular component: plasma membrane. Lineage: Eukaryota; Viridiplantae; Streptophyta; Pinopsida; Cupressales; Cupressaceae. The transcript is spliced from 3 exons. Gene Ontology annotation, molecular function: calcium ion binding; protein serine/threonine kinase activity; polysaccharide binding.